Molecule: messenger RNA, 6122 nt
Organism: Colossoma macropomum (tambaqui)
Lineage: Eukaryota; Metazoa; Chordata; Actinopteri; Characiformes; Serrasalmidae
Gene: fmn2b
Product: formin 2b
Exons: 19
Coding region: 1-4881 (1626 amino acids)
Biological process (GO): intracellular transport; actin nucleation
Cellular component (GO): nucleus; endoplasmic reticulum membrane; cytoplasm
Molecular function (GO): microtubule binding
Source: RefSeq, a predicted model, not a curated record
AUGCAGUCUCUGUGGCUGAUGGAUUCCUCGUUGCCCGGGUUACAGGAUGGCCUCCCCCGCCUUCCCUUCAGAGAGAGACUGAUGGAGGCACUGAGCCUUGGCAAACACCGCCAUUACUACAUUUCCCAAAAUCCAUUUCACCACCACCCUCAGCAGCAGGAGGAGAAGAGGGAGGAUCUGUGCCUGGGCUGCACUGAGCAUGUCCCUAGGGUGCGCUCCCCCUCCCUUCCCGUCUCUCUCUGCAGAGCGAGGGAUGAUGAGCAGACGGAGGGGGGAGGGAGCGAGAGUGAUAGCGAGAGCCUGCCGUUCUUCUCUUUCGCUUCAUCCUCCUCUUCCUGUCCACUGCUCUCUUCAGCAGACGAGAGCGUAUUGUGGCGUUCGAUCAGCUGCUCCUGGAACAGACACAAACGCACACACACGCUCUGCGGCAGGCAUGGCCUGAGCUCACACAUCGCCAUGGGCAACCAGGAUGGAAAGCUGAAGCGCUCGGCUGCCGCGGAGGAUGGAGAGAUCGCGGCGGAGGAGUGCGGCCCCCUCCGAGACACGGCCGAUGGCACAAAGAAGGGAUUUCAUGGCAAGAAAUCCAAGCAUGGCAAGGGAGGAGACAGUGGUGGAGGAGGAAAAAGGAAAGCCAAGUCCGAGUCCAAGUCCUCCGUCUUCUCCAUCCGCAAACGCAAGAAUCUGGCCAAGGUGAAGGGCCUGCUGAGUGGCUCGAAGGAAGAUGCUCUGGACUCGCAGCAUGACGAGCUGGACAGCGCACCAUCCCUUUGCAACAAAACACCGGAUCUUUCAGCUGACGAGCUUGGCCAGUCUGACGCCGAGGGAGAGAGACCCCUUAUCCUCUCGCAAAACUGCCGACAAGAAACGCAGGAAACGUUGGCAGAGGAGAAGAAGGGCAGCUCUGGAUCUGAUACGGACAUCUACAGCUUCCAUUCGGCGGCGGAACAUGAAGAUCUGCUGGCGGACAUUCAGCAGGCCAUCAGGCUUCAGCAUCAGGGAGUUGCAGGUUCACCUGGAGUGGAGCAGCUGGCCUGGGGGAAGGAUUGGAAACAAAACGGCCUCAGCGAGGAAGCGAAAAGCAGCCCGACACCUGACUCUGAGGCAUUUACUGUGCUGGAGGCUCUGCAUAGACGAGAAAAUGGCCUGAAUUUGCACCUUGAACUUGCUAAGGCUACUCCAGAUGAGAGGGAGGGAGAGAAAGAGAAGGAGAGAGGGCCGGAGGAGAGGGAGAAGGCACAAGAGGAAAGUGUCAAUGGAGAGUUUAGCAGCUCAAGCCCGGACCUUUGUACUGCUCCCGUCUCCGUGGCAACCGGGACAAAAGAGCAGGAGACAGCCGAGGCUCCGGCAGCCCCCUCAGUUAUCGAGGAUGUGGAGAGGAAGGCCGUCACCACGACGACCAGCGUCACCAGCUUCCCCGACCUCACGGCCUCCUUCGAGAGUGCAGUGGAGGCCACGGAGGAAAAUGAAGUGAAUGGCCUGCAAUUUCCAGCCCAGGAGGAAAUAGAUGGUUUGGAUUUUCCAUAUUCUGGCAAGGAGGAGAACGGGCAAACCUCGGAUACACUGUCCGAAGGUGAAGGACUAGAAUCUUCUGCUGAUUCUCUGGAGUGUGUUGUGCCUGCCGUGGACUUGCCGGCUGACAGAAACGAGGAAGAGGAAGAAGUCCAGGUGAUCCAAAGGAGGAAAAGUAGCGUUUCGUUUCCGCAUUGGGUCCAGCAAGAAAGUCCUCUGGCCACUCGGCUUCUGAAAUCCAGCAUCCCGGCUUCGUCCAUGAGUCCUGCGGUCAAACCAUACCCUCCCAUCCACCCAUCCUACAUCAAAACCACGACCCGUCAACUCAGCUCUCCCUCCUGCUCUCCUGCCCCCUCGCCAUCCCACAGCCCACGCUUCCCACGCCGUUCCCGAGGUGACUCCUCGGCGACCAUUGCCAGGGCAGAACGAAGAAGGGUCAAGCGCCAGCGUUCCUACAGCAUCACUGGACCCAUCAGCCGCUCCGCCGACUGGACGGAAGAGCUCCGGCCACUGCCUCCCAAAACUGGGUCUGAGGAUUACCUAGAGUAUGGAGGCUCAGAGGGGACACUCGGGGCAGAAGGGACGUGCCUGGGUGCUUAUCGCAGAGCUUCAGCUGGACAGGCCUCUACCUGCGGCUUUCAGGAUGUAUUUACAGGUCGUACUCUCCUGGAGAGGUUCUUCCAGCAGCAGGAGAAGUCUGAGUCGGAAGAAGAAGCGGAGAAGCUCUGCUCUCGUAUUUUGGCGAUGGGUCUCCUCCUGCCCUUCAGUGACUGUUUCAGAGAGCAGUAUGGAGGCAGCACGUCACACGUCACCCCACAGUUCAGUCAGGAUCAGUUGUACACGUGGGCUCCAGUGAGUCAGCCCCCUCUGUCACUGGAACAUUUUGAGGGUCGUUUACCGGGACACCUCAAGUCUCUGUGGCCUCCGGCCCGGCCCGAAACGGAGGACAGACCUGGGCUCAAAUACACUGAAGCAGAGGACGAUGAAGAGCACCAGGCUGUUAUUUUAGGGCUGAAGAAACAACAACAGGAGGAGAUUACAGAGAUUCAGGAGGAGUCGAUGUUGAAGACGGUUCGUUUGAAGCGUGAACAUGUGACUGUGAUUGAGCAGCUAGAGCAGACCAUAGAGGAUCUGCGCAGUAAAAUCGCUGAGCUGGAGAAACAGCACCCCCUGCUGGACAGAGACAGCAUCAGCACGCAGGACCGCGAGUGCGGAGGGGACGACAGCCUGCUGCCCGAUGUCUGCCAUGUGGAUCUGCAGACAGAGGCCUCUUCUUCUCUUCUCCCAUUAGAGGCCAAAUCGGUUCAGACUUCCCCCGUAGAUGAGAGCUUUAAGUUUAAAGUGCCUUCCCCAGACCAGGGUCCGUCCGAGCAGCCUGUGGCCGGACUGAGCGAGCCUCCUGGGCCGGCUCCUGGUUCUCCAAAAACAGGACAGUUUGUGUGUACAUGCCAGCAACAGCAGCCACAAGAGACUCCAUCCCAUCCUCCCCCUCCCCCUCCUCCUCCACUUCCUCCUUCAUUACCUGGCUUUCCUGCACCUCCACCUGCCCCACCUUUACCUGGACUGCCCCAACCACCUCCCCCUCCUCCAUUACCAGGGAUUUCUGCCCCUCCCCCUCCACCACCCCUACCUGCUACUGCUCUACCUCCACCACCUCCUCCUCUACCUGGCUGCCCUGUACCACCACCACCCCCUCCUCCUCCUCCACCACCUUUACCUGGCCAAGCUGUAAUACCUCCGCCUCCUCCAUUACCUGGGACAGGUGUCCCUCCUCCGCCUCCUCCAUUACCUGGGACAGGUGCGCCCCCACCGCCUCCUCCAUUACCUGGGACAGGUGCGCCCCCACCGCCUCCUCCGUUACCUGGGACAGGUGCGCCCCCACCGCCUCCUCCGUUACCUGGGACAGGUGCGCCCCCACCGCCUCCACCCCCACCAGGACUGCCUGCACCUCCAGGGGCUUGUGGCCCCAUCCCCACAUUUGCCCUGGGAUCUCUACCCCCUCCCCUUCCUCUCGGACUCUAUGCUCUGGGGGUAGCUCAGGAGAAAGCCCCCCGGAAAGGGGUGGUGGAACCCCCCAGGCCCAUGAAGCCUCUCUACUGGACCCGGAUUCAGAUCCACGCCAGAAAAGAUGCAAACCCUCUGGUCUGGGACAAGAUUGAGGAGCCACCGGUGAACUUUGAGGAGUUUGUGGAGCUCUUCUCCAAAACAGCAGUUAAAGAGAAGAAAAAGCCUCUCUCUGAUACAAUCACCAAAUCUAAGACCAAGCAGGUGGUGAAGCUGCUUAAUAACAAGCGUUCACAAGCCGUGGGGAUCCUUAUGUCCAGCCUACAUCUUGACAUGAAGGACAUCCAACAUGCAAUUCUGAACCUGGACAACACCGUGGUUGACCUGGAGACGUUACAGGCUUUAUAUGAGAACAGAGCGCAGCCGGAGGAGGUGGAGAAGAUCGACAAGCACAUCAAAUCAUCGAAGGAGAAGGAAGGAGCCAAACCCCUGGACAAGCCUGAACAGUUCCUCUUUCAGCUGUCCCAAAUCCCCAAUUUCUCAGGAAGAGUGUUUUGUAUUCUGUUUCAGUCCACAUUUUCAGAAUGUAUAUCUUCCAUCAUGCGCAAACUGGAGGUCCUGCAGAGGGUCUGUAAGGUUCUGCAGAGCGGUUCUGGAGUGAUGAGGGUUCUGGGCCUGGUUCUGGCAUUUGGAAACUUCAUGAAUGGAGGGAAUCGAACCCGGGGACAGGCUGACGGCUUUGCACUGGACAUCCUGCCCAAACUCAAAGAUGUCAAAAGCAGCGACAACACCAGAAGUCUUUUGUCAUACAUCGUUGCCUACUACCUGCGGCACUUCGAUGAGGACGCAGGUCGCGAGACUUGCGUGUAUCCUCUACCGGAGCCGCAGGACCUGUUCCAGGCAUCUCAGAUGAAGUUUGAGGAUUUCACUAAAGACCUGCUGAAGCUGCGGAAGGAUCUGAGAGCAUGCACUACUGAGGUGGAGAAGGUGUGUAGUGUCUCCUCUGAAGAGCACCUGCAGCCCUUUAAGGACAAAAUGGAGGAAUUUGUGAGCAGAGCUAAAAAUGAGCUGGAGGCCCAGGAAACCCAACUCAGCGAAACUCACAAAACGUUCUUAGAAUUGACAGCAUUCUUCUCCGUGAAGGCCAAGAGUGGAGAGAAAGAGGUUUCACCCCACACAUUCUUCUCAGUGUGGCACGAGUUCUCCACAGAUUUCAAAGACCUGUGGAAGAAGGAGAAUAAGCUCAUCUUACAGGAAAGAUUAAAGGCAGCAGAAGAAUGUUUCAGACAGGCAAAGGAAAAAGCCACCUACAGUGUCAAACCCAAGCACGCCACUGGAAUCAAAGCGAAGCUGGGCAUGAAAAUCUAACCCUGGUGAAGCUGGACUUUUUAAUCCUGGAGGAACAUCGCAAAUGUAGAAAUAUAAAAAAAAAAUAAAAACCCUACACAGCAGGCCUGAGGUGGAGUGCAUGGACUGCAGACACGGGCUUUCACUGUUUUAACUGUUCAUACUUCUGUAUUCAACACUCGCGCACACAGGAUUACAGAUUAACGUAGCAGCCCUCAAAACUUUACUCCAUCUGCAAAAUGUACACAGGAAGUGUUUCUGGAUGUUCUGUGAUGUUGCAGCCACAUGUGAUCUGCCACUGAGUCCUCAGUCACUUGAACCAGGUUCUGUUAGCUCAAGGGCAGUAUAGUAAACCCGAAUUGGAUCAAACAUGAUUCAAACAAUGAAAGCAAGAGGAAGAAGGGCAAACAAGAAAAGAAAUGAAGCUUGACAAAGAGGGAGUGGAGGCAGAUGGUAUGUGUGUUCACUUUUACCCAGGCUUUUCAAAAUCUGCAGUAAUUUAUCCGAGCGCAGCGCAUCACCAGCAGUAUGACGGUGGAGAGAGGCUCUGUUUUUGUUUUUAGGCAAGCUGGUCAGAUGGUAGCAGUGAGGGCAGCGCCACGGUUCCCUCACCAUCAGGAUAACACUAAGCCACAGCUUUUAAAAGUAAGACGCCAGUCUCCACUGUCCUUUCUCACUGUUCUUCCUCACUGUUUUUUUUUCCCUCUUCCCUCGUUUUAAAACCAAAAGCAGGAUUCGGCGGAGGCUUUCAUCAUGCUGAGUAUUAGAUUAUCUUUGCAGGCUUUUCUUAAAUCCAUGAUUUAAAGCUGAUGUUGAUUACAGGAAGAUUUUGAUUUCAGUGGCUUACUUAAACACUUCCAAACCCUUCCAUAAGGCUUCUUAGCAAAGUACUACUCAGAAAACAUGCUGACCAGGAAUAUUGUGCAGGAUGCAGUACAACAAAAGAAUUUUCAAACAGCAGUCGAGUGGAAACCCUCUCAGAUUGUGUGGAGCUGGUGAACCACUUGUUGAAUGUUGCUAUGGGAGAAAGUGAUGAUAUACAUGCAUUGUGUUCUUCCUUCUCCAGCAAACUGGGGGUAUUAAGGCUAAAGACUGAAGCCUGAGGCGGCAGUUCUGUCUGUUUAACCGACGCUAUCAUGGCAGAAAAACAUUCGAUAGAAUUUUGGGUUUUUUUUAAUCGCAACGUACAAUACUUGACUUGAUUGCUUAAAAUGUAUUUAAAAAUGCCAUUAUUUUAUCUAAUGUAAAGUAGUAUUAACAUC